AUGGAGAGCAGAAACACUGUAUAUAUGAUGUUUGGAAUAAUACUAUAUGUGUUGAUUAAACACGUCUCUGCCGAAAGUGACAAAGACUAUGAUCUCAAAAUUACAAAAUUUGUGUGCCUUGAUACACCUUAUCAACGAAGUGUGCUACAUUACUGCAAAACUAUAGUUCGUCGAAAUCGGCCAACCGUUUUGAACUUGUCAAUAACGAUUCCUGAAAGCUUCGAUUUUCUGAAAAUUAAAUUCAGUAUAGAAUAUAAGUUUACUACCUUUCGCCCCUUUUUGUUCGACUUAGAAAAAGAGGCAUGUGAAUUUUUGUCGUCAAAAAUACGAGAUCCUGCAUCGGAAAUUGCUUAUAAGGUAGUAUUUGAAAAGUUCACAAGUAUUGCUAAGCCCUGUCCACAUGGUAAUCGUACCUACAACAUUGAGUAUUGGGUGGAUCCUCAGACUCUUCCAAAAUCGGUGCCUGCUGGUGAUUAUCGAUUAACUUCAAUCUUCUCUUUUAAAGACAACGUGACUUUAUUAAAACUGCAAACUUACGGUACAACAAGGAGAAAGGGAAUUUUUCGUUCCAUGAUUGAGUGGUGA
This is a messenger RNA of Anopheles marshallii, 585 nucleotides long. RefSeq lists its product as uncharacterized. Bases 1 to 585 code for a protein of 194 amino acids. The record is from RefSeq and is a predicted model, not a curated record. The transcript is spliced from 2 exons. NCBI's taxonomy places the organism in Eukaryota, Metazoa, Arthropoda, Insecta, Diptera, Culicidae.